Cavia porcellus (domestic guinea pig) is the source of this 1118-nucleotide messenger RNA. It is a transcript of the gene Bdh2, whose product is annotated as 3-hydroxybutyrate dehydrogenase 2. Bases 161 to 898 code for a protein of 245 amino acids. Gene Ontology annotation, biological process: siderophore biosynthetic process. The transcript has 10 exons. Gene Ontology annotation, molecular function: 3-hydroxybutyrate dehydrogenase activity. Lineage: Eukaryota; Metazoa; Chordata; Mammalia; Rodentia; Caviidae. Gene Ontology annotation, cellular component: cytoplasm. The record is from RefSeq and is a predicted model, not a curated record.
UUUCACAAGCUAAAGAACCACGCUACCGGUAAUGUAGACUUGGAUCCUGGACUACAAAUCCCAGUGUGCAUUGCCAACUGCCUGACUUGCUCAGCACAAAGAUUCCCACUUUAUUUCUAGUUUGCGCCCAGAGGACUCGUCCACCUCCUCCAAGGUUCCCAUGGGCAGACUCGACGGCAAAGUCAUCGUCCUGACCGCGGCCGCCCAGGGCAUCGGCCGAGCAGCAGCCCUGGCUUUUGCAAAAGAAGGCGCCAAAGUCAUAGCCACGGAUAUCAACGAGGCCAAACUCCAGGAGCUGGAAGCGUACCCGGGUAUUCAAACCCGCGUCCUGGAUGUGACAAAGAAGAAGCAGAUCGAUCAGUUCGCCAGGGAAGUGGAAAGAGUCGAUGUUCUCUGUAAUGUGGCUGGUUUCGUCCACCACGGAACCAUCCUGGACUGCGAGGAGACGGACUGGGACUUCUCGAUGAACCUCAACGUGCGCAGCAUGUUCCUGAUGACCAAGGCAUUCCUGCCCAAGAUGCUCGCUCAGAAGUCUGGCAACAUUAUCAACAUGUCCUCAGUGGCCUCCAGCAUCAAAGGUGUGGUGAACCGCUGUGUGUACAGCGCCUCCAAGGCGGCGGUGAUCGGCCUCACCAAGUCAGUGGCUGCAGACUUCAUCCAGCAGGGCAUCAGGUGCAACUGCGUGUGUCCAGGAACAGUGGAUACCCCAUCCCUACACGAAAGAAUACAAGCCAGAGAAGAUCCUCAGGAGGCCCUGAAGGAUUUCCUGAAGAGACAGAAAACGGGGAGAUUUGCAACGGCGGAAGAAGUGGCCCUGCUCUGUGUGUACCUGGCUUCUGACGAGUCAGCCUACGUGACUGGCCACUCGAUGGUCAUCGACGGAGGCUGGAGCCUGUGACCGCAGGGCACCACUUCUGGAAGGCAGGCUCUUCCUUCUAGCCACCGUGCACCUGGUUAUAAAGAAAACCCACAACAUUCUCGCUCCUGCAAAUGACACCAUUGGAAACAAGCCCUCUUAGUGACUGCUCAGAAUCUGAGUCUUUAUAAAUACAUUCAUUUCUUUGGAAUCUGUCCAGAACUCAUGCUAAGUAAAUCAAAUAAAAAAUAUUAAAAUUGUU